GCCACAGCUCUGAAGGCCGGUGGGAGCAGUCAGGGUGUGCAGGUAAUGUCCUGUCCUAGAAGUGUUAUUGAGGACAAUGUAGGCUGUGCAGAUGCAUUGGGGUAUGGAGGAGGAAAGGAAGGCUGUCCAGAUUUGGGGAAUAGAGGGAGGAACAGAGGAAAAAGGUAGAAAUGUCUUAGUAUGUAGUUAGUAAGCUUCUGUUCUUGACACAAUGGUGUGAGAAGCCAAGCGUAACUGCUGGUUCCUCCCACUGUGUGCUGGGUACUAAUCCUGCAGCCUAGAGCACAGCAAGAGCUGCAGCAGAUCUCUUGUCAAAGCCAGUCCUCCAGCAGCUGAAGAAUGCACUGAACUGAGGGGUAUCUCUGUCACUGGGGGUGGAUUGUGUUUUUAGUGUACAGACACUGAGCUAUAAUGGAGGAAGUAUGGAAAGACCUAGGUGAAAUGGAAGGUGUUUUCCAAUUUUUAAAAAGAUCACUGACAGCAUUUGUUUAAUGUUUUUGAUAUUAAUUUCUCUAACCAUUUUGUGACAAGCUUGUCUUUGUACAUUUCUGGGAAUAUGACCAUUCCUGGUCUACUGCUCAUGGAUGUUCUAAACUUCUUACAGAGACUGAGACAUCCACUGGACAAGAAUCCACUUGUCCCUCCUGUGCAAAUCCUGCAUGCCUGUGGGAGCCCACAUGGUAUAUUUUGGUCUGUUUGGUGAAAUGUUAGUUUUUCAGUUACAGUGCAGUCAUACUCUCCAUAGUCAGUUCUAACAGUGCUGCUUCUUGAGUGAGAAGCUGGAAUGUAUUAUUUUGUGGAGAAACAAGUGGCAAUAGCACCUGUUAAGUUUAGUUUCCUUGCUGCUUAAUUUGUGGCAUCCAUGCUUUACUGUUUUUUAUCUCAUGGUCUGAGCAGUGCUUUGGCAUAGGAGUGGAUUAACUGUCCUCAAACCCUUUGGGUCUGCCUUUUUACUUCAGCUGUUAAUACUUCUUGUAAUCAGCCUAAAUGGCCUCUUCACAUUGCUCCCUUAUCUCUUAAGUGUUUAAAAUCCUUGCUUCAGCAUCUUUCGUAGUCCUGCUUCCAUCUAGAUGAUGGUACUUCUAGCAAGUGCCUGACAAUUACAUUUGAUGCUGGUGAGUCCAUUAUUUGGGAUUUCUUACCCUGCAAUUUCAGCUGCAAGAAGAGGAGGGGUAGAAGUUGUCAGAGUCUAUGUGCAAAUGGUGUUUCUUGGCUGACCCAGUCCUGCCGAAGAGCUCAAAACAAUAUUGUAACAGAGUUAAUAGGUAUCAUUUCAUUCUGGUCCCUGCUUCCAUCAGCCCACGCUGGACCAGACACACUCCAGAGCUAACAGCAAAAUGGGAUAAGCAGUCUUCCAUGAAGGUAAUGUUAGUGUGUGCUGAGCAUGCAUGCAUGCAGACUGGGGGGAGUGAUUAAUGCCCUGGGAAUCCACUCUGUGCCUGCUGCACAAUGCUGUUGUGUCAGGCCCAGAGCUUGGCACCAGGCAGGCCGUGGUCAGGCGCCAGGAACACGUUACCUGGUUUGUGCAGGAUCAGGCAGUGAGACAGAGCCUGUGUGUUCUCAGCAGGGCGAGUUCCUGCUGCGCCGCAGCUUCAUGCUUGCACAGUGAGGCUCUCUUUGGAUGCGGGUCUGUGCUGGGCGGGGGCAGGAGCCCUGCCAUCUGCAGUCCUGAGCUCCCCCAGCCUGGAAUCCCAGAGUGUGCUCAGUUGCGGCAGAGCUCUCCCUCCUUCCCUCUGGCAGGCAGGGAUCACCCAUCCUGGAGGUGAGAGGUGCUUGGCCAGCUGUCAGGAGCUGUGACUCACAGGGGAUCACAGGCGGAGCCCUGCUCUCCCUGCAGUCUGCUUUUCCUUCUGGAGCCUCUGCGUGAGCUGUUGCUGAAUGCUUGUUUUCUAGGGUGGAUCUGGAAGAAGCUCGGGUCCACUAUUAAGCCUGAAGAGUUGGACUCAGAGGUGAGUCGGACUGGAUAAACAGAACGGUCCCGUCAGCAGAAAGCCUUUCCCUGCCUGGAUCCCCCGCUGCACUCUCACUGGAAGUUGGCUGCCCCUCGUUAGCAGGGACGUAUUUCUCCUGCCUGUGUUAGCUUCCCCUCUUCCUGACACUCCGGGGCUCAGCCUUAGGCACUGACCUGCCUUCAGACCCUGCACAAUGGAGGCUGGCUCCGUGGUGCGGGCAGUCUUUGAUUUCUGUCCCAGCGUCUCUGAAGAGCUGCCCCUCUUCGUGGGAGAUGUCAUCGAGGUGUUGGCUGUGGUGGAUGAGUUUUGGCUCCUUGGCAAGAAGGAAGGUGUGACAGGGCAGUUUCCUAGCAGCUUUGUUGAACCUGUGGAUAUUCCCCCUUUGAAGCAGGGAGAAAAACUGUUUGUUUGUACCAAUGACUUCACAUCUCAAGAGCCAGGGAGCUUGUCAUUGCAGAGAGGAGACUUGGUGAUCCUGGGGGGGUCCCUGGCCUCCAGCUGGCUGCAGGGCCGAAGCAGCUGGGGUUCCAAGGGCUUUUUCCCCUCCUCAUGUGUGAGGGAGCUGUGCCUUUCAGUUCGGAGACGUCAGCUGUCCCAGAGCCCUCCCCUGGAGGUGCCUGCCUACUCCUUGGGCCAAGCCCAGGCCCUGAUGGACCUGUCUGCUCAGCUGGAGGAGGAACUGGACUUCAGGGAAGGGGAUGUGAUCAACAUUAUUGGUGUCCCAGAGCCUGGCUGGUUUGAGGGUGAGCUCAGAGGCUGCAGGGGCAUCUUCCCAGAGGGUUUUGUGGAACUGCUUACUCCUCUGCGAGCACCAGGAACCUCGGUGGAUCCAGAGCCCACAGGGACUUGUGACACCAAUGGAACAGUACAGGUGCCCUGCAAAGAUGACAAGGAGCCAGGGAGUACUUAUGGUGUUGCCCUCUAUCAGUUCCAAGCCCUGGAGUCCAAGGAACUGGAUUUUGAUGUGGGUGACAGGAUUCGGAUUGUAGGCGUUCUGGAGGAUGGCUGGUUGGAGGGGGAACUGGGAGGAAAACGUGGCAUCUUUCCACACAGAUUUGUGAGGCUGGAAGCCUCUGAGGCUUGCAUGGAAAAGGUGAGUGCUGGGGAUCUGCAAGGUGGAGGCAGUUGUGGAUUGAACAUCCAUCAAGAUCCAGAAAUCACUUGCUCUGAAACUUAUCCUUUACCCCAGAAAGACAGCAGGGAAAAGGAGGAUGGCUUGACUCCAUAUCCUGAGCCUUCCACCAUUUUGUCUCGCAAGGCAGGGAGGUCAGAGGAUCCUCUUGGCACUGACUUGAGACAGCCCCAGGCCUUUCCCAGCACAGGACACCAAGAGCCACAUCCUGAAGGCAUGGUGGGCUCAGUCCCCUCUAACCACACAAAGUCAGUCAAUGGCAUUCUCCCCUCUGCACAGCUGCCUCCCCCACAGGGCAACAGGCCUGGCCAAGCAGGUGAGCUGGAGCCUGGGGGGACUAUUUCAGCGACCCUAGGAAACUCAGAAACUCACUCCCUCCCUAAGCAUGAUGGAGACAGCUCCACUGUGCCCUUGCAGGCUCUCCACAUCCCCCAAAAUCCUUGCAGGAGCCAAGUGAUUUCAUCUGCUAAUAGCUGGGCAGCAUCCCAGCCCCAGGAGAGCCAGAGCAGGACCCAGGACCUAGACAAUUGGAUGGACAGUAAACUGGAGAAGUCCAAGCCCUGUUCCAGCUUAGGAACUGCCCAGGUGAGCCUGGACACACGGGCUGGGAGCUGGGGGGAGUGCUGCCCUCCUGCAGUGCAGGGGGACAGCUGCACGGACCUGGACUCCAAACUGACGGAGCAGCUGGCCCAGUUUGAGAAGAGUCUGUCAAGUACUGGUGCAGAGCAGGACAAGGUCUCCCGCCACUUCUCCAUCUUGGACUACAGCUCUGAGAAGGACAUUGUCCGUGGGUCUCCUGAAUCUGGGUCCCACUCCAGGCAGGCAGAGAGGAGAAGGGCCCUGAGGCCACCCCCUCCUCGGCCCAGCAGCCUGGCGACAGCCGCUGUGCACGGGCAGGGUGGCCGGGUGCCCAAAGGCAGGUCUCUGUCCUUCUCGGUCAAACCCUCCCGGCCUGCGCCCCGGCCUCCAUCCAGCAGCCAGCGGAGAAACGUGGCCCCUGCACAGCUUCAGCCCAGCACCCCUGAGCAGCGAGUGGAGGAGGGAUGUGAGGACUUGACACAGGCAGGAUCGGCCUCCUCCAGCUCCAUCCUGAUGACUAGAAUUGGAGAGGUGGAGAGAGAUCUGGAGGCGUACAGCAAGACCCGUGCUGAGCUAAGCCUGAUGCUGGAGGAGCAGCAGGAUGAGCUGGUGAGAGCAGAGACCAUGGAAAACCUUGAUUUCUGUGACUCCAACAUUGAGAGCCUCAGCAUGGAGCUGCAGGAGUUGAGAGAGAUGACUCUCCUGUCCUCCCAGACACCAUCCCUGGAGCCAUCCUCGGCCACCACUGAGAGCGCAGAGCAAAGGAUGCUGGAGAAGAGGGCCAAGGUUAUUGAGGAACUGCUCCAGACAGAGCGGGACUAUAUCCGAGACCUGGAGAUGUGUGUGGAGAGGAUCAUGGUGCCCCUGCAGCAGGCACAGAUGCAGAACAUAGACUUUGAGGGCCUUUUUGGAAACAUCCACAUGGUAAUAAACUUCUCCAAGCAGCUGCUGUCCGCCUUGGAGGCUUCAGAUGCCAUCGGACCAGUGUUCCUGACACAUCGUGCAGAGCUGGAGAGUGUCUACAGGGUGUACUGCCAGAACCAUGAUGAGGCCAUUGCACUGCUGGAAACCUAUGAGAAGGAUGAGAAGUUGCAGAAACUACUUUUGGACCUGCUGGAUAGCCUCAGGAGCCUGUACAGUGAAUGGGGUUGCACAAACUACAUUAACCUGGGCUCCUUCCUCAUCAAGCCAGUGCAGAGGGUGAUGCGGUACCCGCUGCUGCUGAUGGAGCUGCUGAGUGCUACCCCCGAGGCUCACCCUGACAAGGCACCACUCACGGCUGCUGUCCUCGCCGUCAAAGAAAUCAACGUCAACAUCAACGAGUACAAGCGCCGGAAGGACCUGGUGCUAAAGUACAGAAAAGGGGAUGAGGAUAGCCUCAUGGAGAAGAUCUCCAAGCUCAACUUCCACUCUAUCAUCAAGAAAUCCAACCGUGUGAGCAGCCACCUCAAGCACCUCACAGGCUUUGCACCCCAGCUAAAGGAUGAAGCCUUUGAAGAGACAGAGAAGAACUUCCGGAUGCAGGAGCGUCUGAUCAAGUCCUUCAUCCGGGACCUUUCCCUCUACCUGCAGCAUGUCCGGGAGUCAGCUUGUAUGAAGGCACUGGCAGCAGGGAGCAUGUGGGACCUGUGCACAGAGAAGGGAAGUGGGGACUUGGACCAGUUCCAGAAAGUGAAUCGUCUCAUCAGCGACCAGCUCUUCUCCAGCUUUAAAGAGCGGACGGAGCGGCUGGUGAGCUCGCCCCUGAGCCAGCUGCUGAGCAUGUUUGCGGGGCCCCACAAGCUGGUGCAGAAACGCUUCGACAAGCUGCUGGACUUCCACAACUGCACCGAGCGAGCGGAGAAGCUGAAGGACAAGCGAACGCUGGAGGAGCUGCAGUCAGCCCGCAACAACUACGAGGCCCUCAAUGCCCAGCUGCUGGACGAGCUGCCCAAGUUCCUGCGCUUCGCCAAGGAGCUCUUUGCCAGCUGCCUGCGGGGCUAUGCCGAGGCACACUGCGACUUCGUGCGCCUGGCCCUGGAGGAGCUCAGACCCCUGCUGUCGUUGCUGAAGGUGUCUGGCAGGGAAGGGAACCUCAUUGCCAUCUUCCAGGAUGAGCACAGUCGAGUCCUCCAGCAGCUCCAGGCCUUCACCUUCUUCCCAGAGUCCCAGGCAGCUCCCAAGAAGACUUUUGAAAGGAAAAGCAUGGAACGGCAGUCUGCCCGGCGGCAGCCCCUUGUUGGCUUGCCAACCUACUUCCUGCAGUCGGAUGACAUCCGCGCUGCCCUCCUGGCCCGCUACCCCCCAGAGAGUCUCUUCCAGGCAGAGCGCAAUUUCAAUGCUGCCCAAGACCUGGAUGUCUCCCUGUUGGAAGGAGACAUUGUGGGCGUCAUCAAGAAGAAGGACCCCAUGGGCAGCCAGAAUCGCUGGCUCAUAGACAAUGGGGUGACCAAAGGCUUUGUGUACAGCUCCUUUCUGAAGCCCUACAACCCCCGCCGCAGCCAGUCGGAUGUCUCUGUGGGCAGCCACUCUUCCAACGAGUCGGAGCACAGCAGCUGCUCUCCCCAAAGCAACGCCACCCUGACCUUCAGCCCCAGUGGGGCGGCCGUCACCUUCACUCAGAAACCCCUGCAGGACUCUGUCUCCCCGGCAGAUGUGGAGGCGGACUCCCCCUCUGUGCCCCAGCUUGGCUCUGGUGACAGGAUGGCCCCGCUGGCUGGCACCGUGACAUCUCGGCGCCGCCACAGCCGCCCUGAGCAGGGCUGCAGCCCCAGCUCUCGCAACGGGCACCCCACCAAAGCACAUCUCAGGUCCACACCCUCCGUGGAGGACAGAGACUCAGGGCUGGAGAACAGCGAGUCAGAGGGCAACCAGGUCUACUACGCUCUCUACACCUUCAAAGGCCGAAACACCAAUGAGCUGAGUGUGUCAGCUAACCAGAGACUCAGGAUCCUGCAGUUUGAGGACAUCACAGGCAAUCAGGAGUGGUGGCUUGCCGAGGCCCACGGGAAGCAGGGCUAUGUGCCCUCAAGUUACAUCCGGAAGACAGAGUACACGUGA
Passer montanus (Eurasian tree sparrow) is the source of this 6702-nucleotide messenger RNA. RefSeq names its product dynamin binding protein (gene DNMBP). The record is from RefSeq and is a predicted model, not a curated record. Lineage: Eukaryota; Metazoa; Chordata; Aves; Passeriformes; Passeridae. Gene Ontology annotation, molecular function: guanyl-nucleotide exchange factor activity; protein binding. Gene Ontology annotation, cellular component: cytoplasm. The transcript has 18 exons. Gene Ontology annotation, biological process: intracellular signal transduction. Bases 2146 to 6702 code for a protein of 1518 amino acids.